This is a messenger RNA of Rhagoletis zephyria (snowberry fruit fly), 1404 nucleotides long. RefSeq lists its product as uncharacterized. Gene Ontology annotation, biological process: DNA integration. Lineage: Eukaryota; Metazoa; Arthropoda; Insecta; Diptera; Tephritidae. Gene Ontology annotation, molecular function: nucleic acid binding. The record is from RefSeq and is a predicted model, not a curated record.
UUAAUCCGACAAGCUCAUGAAACAACGCUACAUGGAGGAGCACAGCUGACGCUGCAUACACUUCGUCGCCGUUUUUGGAUUUUAAACGCAAGACAAGCUGUCAAGUCCUUUGUACACCACUGCGUCGUAUGUCGACGUCACCGAGGGGUGCUCCUCAAGCAGCAAAUGGCUUCGUUACCCGGGCAGCGAGUUAAACCUGCAAGACCAUUUGUAUCCGCUGGGGUGGAUUAUUGUGGCCCUUUCACUCUACGUGUUGGCACAAAACGCUCUCGCACUCUCGUGAAGACAUACUUGGCUAUUUUUGUAUGCAUGGCGACUAGAGCCGUUCACAUCGAGGUGGUGGAUGAUCUGUCUGCGCAAGCCUUCCUCGGCGCUUUUACACGCUUUACCAGUCGGCGGGGUCCUUGCCGCGACUUAUACAGCGAUAACGGCACGGCAUUUGUGGGUGCGAAUCGACUGCUCCAGGAAGACGUGGCGGCAUGGAACAAUGAGAACAAUCAACGAUCGUUAGCGAGCAUGGGCACCCAGCGGCAUUUCAUCACUCCUAGUGCACCACACCAGGGUGGUCUCUGGAAGGCUGCGGUUAAAUCUGCCAAGCAUCAUCUGGUCCGCUGUGUUGGUUCUCAGACUAUGUGGUACACCCAAUUGCAGACCCUGGCCGCGCGUAUAGAAGCGUGUCUCAAUUCUCGUCCGAUCACUCCACUGUACGAUGACCCAGACGAGAAGUUUGCAUUGACACCAGGGGACUUUCUCAUCGGAGCACCGCUUUUAGCUGUGCCGGAGCCAGACAUACGCGAGAUUCCCACCAAUCGCUUGAAGCAGUGGCAGUGGGUACGACAAGUCCACCAGGAGUUUUGGCAGCGUUGGAGCUCCGAGUAUUUGAUCACGCUCCAGAGGCGCAAUAAGUGGCAGCGACGCGUCCGGAUAUCCGAGUCAACGAUGUGGUGUUGGUGCGGCAUGAGAAUCUACCACCAACCCAGUGGCGUCUUAGUCGUGUGGUGGCAGUGCAUCACGGAGACGACGGAGCCGUCCGAAAUGUCACUUUGAAGACUGCGAGUGGAUGCAUCACCCGAGCUGUUCAAAAGCUAUGCUGCCUGCUUGAACAAGAUGAUUUCGAGUCAGCCGACUCGACCGGGCAGGAUGUUUAGAGUUAAGUGUGAACUCAUUGUCAUGUUUUCUUAACUAUCAAACUUGUACUCUAUGGCUACCCUAGUUUAUCGAUAACUAUGUAUCUACUUUGACAUUUCUAUUGUUUGCCAAGAAUCCAUUUGCAUUAGUACGGUUUUUUUGUAAUAUUCAUUUUGCUAUAUAAGCGCGAAACCAUCUUGUAUACGGUCUAUUUUGCGACAAUAUCUGCAGCAAUAAACGUGCGAUUUCUAGAGGACAUCGUUGGAGUCUUUUAUU